Molecule: messenger RNA, 1521 nt
Organism: Colletotrichum scovillei
Lineage: Eukaryota; Fungi; Ascomycota; Sordariomycetes; Glomerellales; Glomerellaceae
Product: fungal specific transcription factor
Exons: 4
Coding region: 1-1521 (506 amino acids)
Biological process (GO): DNA-templated transcription; regulation of DNA-templated transcription
Cellular component (GO): nucleus
Molecular function (GO): zinc ion binding; DNA binding; DNA-binding transcription factor activity, RNA polymerase II-specific
Source: RefSeq, a predicted model, not a curated record
AUGAGAUAUUCAACAGCGUGCUCGGCGUGUCGCGCACGGCGGAGGAAAUGCGAGGUUCCUAUCGGUGGCGGCCAGUGCACUUACUGUGCGGCCCAAAACAUUGCCUGCUCGAGGGCCGGUACCAUAAUUCAGCCCAAGGCGGCUCCCAUCAGCCCCAUAUCUAUCACAACACCAAAGACGCCGACAGUCACCGAGAUCAUCCUUGCUAGCCCGCCAGGCAUCACUCCUUCAGCUGCUGUUGCAGACAAGGCGCUCUGCUUCGAGCUUGUGGAGUUGUACUUCAAGUAUAUCCACGAUCAACUUCACUCCCUCUUCCACAGGCCCAGCUUCAUGCUGGAUCUACACGAGGGAACCGCCCCUCUGGUACUUCUUUUUGCCAAUGAGGGAAAUCUACUACUCAACUUGCGCGACGUUUCACUUACCACGGCACAAGCAUGCGUGUUGCUGGGCGCAUACUCCAUCGUAGAGGGCGAAGCUGGAGCAGAAACCAUCUUCUAUUCGGCGGCUUGCAGGAUAGCCAACUAUCUCGAUCUACCCAACCUGCCAACCCCAGAUCCGCUCCAGAGAGAAAUCCACAUCAGAGUGUAUUGGUCUCUUUGUAUGAUCGACGUGUGGUCAUCCACUGGUGUCAAUCUACCACGCCUCAUGGACCGUCGAAUGGAUGUCCCGUUGCCUAUGAAUGAGUCAACUUUUCUCAACAUGACCCGGGCAAACAACAACCACUUUGACUUCAUUCUCUCACCAAAUCGUGAAGACUCACUGAUCGCGCAAAUGAUCAAGCUGAACAGCAUUCUGAUGAGGGUCAAUGACGCCAUCAAGAGUCUCACAUCUGACGUUGACGUGACCAACAUCGACGAGACUGUGUCUCAAUUGUCGCAAGAGCUCGAAGCUUGGGAGGUGGCCCUACCCCAUAAUCUCCGCGACACCCCAAGUAACCUUCAUGCCUUCGCCUCUCAAGGCCUUGGGCGGAUCUUCAUUGCCGUGCACACUGGCCACUAUCACUACAGUCAACUACUGUACUACCAGUACCUAGAUGAAGUUCAGCGCUUCCCUACUUCACCAACAGCGCAGAUGUUCGCGCGCAAAUGCAAGGAGAACGCUAUCUCCAUGUCACGUAUCAUCGAUCUCGCAAACACAACACCUGGCUGUGACGCCAAGUUCAACAUGCUCGGACACAUCAUUGUCAUCACAUCUUCAAUCUUUAUCCACACCCUGCUGUUCGAGACAGACGAAGCUGAGAUUGCAAAUGCCCGUGCUACGCUAGAGCGUCAUUUUAAUACCCUCGUCGCUUUGCGGGCGUACUGGCCAGCACUGGAGGUGUGCUUCGCACGGCUCAAGACGUUCCAUGAGCUAUGUCGCAAGAGCAUGAACACUAGCUAUCGCAUGGAUCGGUGGAUGUUACGAUUCUUGACUGAGUUUGCGCGACCAAUAGACGAGAAGGAGCGUGACGAGGAUGGCCACAUGGACUUAGAUCGCUGGAGUGUGGGUAACAUCGGAAUCAGUCCCGAGAACUGGGCAUAG